AUGUCUUUACGAAAAAAAAUGUUUAUAAGCGCCUUAGAAAGUGGAUUUAUUAAAGGAUUUGAUUAUAGUUCAUUUGAAAAUAUUACAAUAAUCUCAGGAGGAGGAUAUGGUACAGUUUAUUGUUCUUAUUCAACAAAUUUAGAAAAAUAUGUUGCAUUAAAAAGUUUGCAUGAAAAAGACGAAUCAUUUUAUGAAAAUUUUGUGAGAGAG
Diversispora eburnea is the source of this 210-nucleotide messenger RNA. Lineage: Eukaryota; Fungi; Glomeromycota; Glomeromycetes; Diversisporales; Diversisporaceae. The record is from the annotation of a GenBank genome assembly.